UCCAAGUGGCCAAUCCCCUAUAAAAGAAAACGUCUUGAAGGGUUUUUUGAGCACCUUGUAGACACCCUUAUCCUGUCUUCACAGAUUUAUCUCCGGUCUAGUUCUGCAACACGAACAUGGAGAAUAUUAAAGUGAUGGGUUUUACACUAUUCGUCUUCUCUGUUGGGCUCCUUCAUUUCAUCUCUUCGGCCUGUGGUGCACCACUUGCACCAGCACUGUUCGUCUUCGGCGAUUCGUUGUUCGAUAGCGGCAAUAACAAUCUCUUGCCAACCGUUUCGAGGGCUAAUUUCAAGCCUUAUGGUGUUGAUUUUGUCAGAGGAGAUACAGGAAGAUUCAGUAAUGGUAGAUUGGUUCCAGAUUUUAUAGCUGAAUUUCUGGGGCUGCCAUAUCCUCCGCCGUCUAUAAGCAUCCGGAUAUCCACACCGGUUACUGGUUUGAAUUACGCGUCAGCAUCUUGUGGCAUUCUUCCUGAAACUGGACAGUUUUUGGGAAAAUGCUUGAGUUUGGAUGAUCAGAUUGAUUUAUUUCAGCAUACAGUGAAUUCAAGCUUGCCAAAGCACUUCAAAGGUAGGCCAAAUGAGCAAUCGGAGCACUUGUCGAAGUCUAUCUUUGUAGUUUGCAUUGGCAGUAAUGACUAUAUGAGUAACUACCUGAAGCCCAAGACAUCUGACACAAGCAAACAUUACUCUCCUCAAGCAUUUGCUCAACACCUUCUGGAUAAACUAUCAGCACAAUUCCGGAGGUUACACAGUUUAGGAGCCAGGAAAGUUGUGAUGUAUGAGAUUGGACCCGUUGGUUGCAUCCCCUCAAUGACAAGGAAAAAUAAACAUAGUGGAAAAUGUGUUGAAGAAUCAAACCAGCUUGUUGCUUACUUCAACGAUAAUCUUCUUGGAAUGCUUCAGAAUUUGACAUCCACUCUCCCCAACUCCAUUUUUGUUCGUAGUCGUGCGCAUUGGCUAGGCUAUGAUGCAAUUAUCAAUCCUUCUAAAUAUGGAUUACUUGACUCAAGCAACCCAUGUUGCCAAACUUGGGCCAAUGGGACCUCUGUUUGCAUUCCUGAGCUAAAACCGUGCCCUAAUCCGAACCAGCACUACUUUUUUGAUGGUUAUCACCUUUCUGAAACUGUAUAUUCAGUCUUAGCAGGGGCCUGUAUCAAUGAUAGAUCGGUUUGCUCUCCUACUCUAAGAGAACUUGUACAAAUGUAAGUUCUAUACCGAUUGGUAAUUUAAUUUUCUGUGUGAUGGGGAAUAUCUAACAAAGUAUAUAUA
Messenger RNA from Populus euphratica (Euphrates poplar), 1268 nucleotides. RefSeq names its product GDSL esterase/lipase 7-like. Bases 117 to 1205 code for a protein of 362 amino acids. Gene Ontology annotation, molecular function: hydrolase activity, acting on ester bonds. NCBI's taxonomy places the organism in Eukaryota, Viridiplantae, Streptophyta, Magnoliopsida, Malpighiales, Salicaceae. The transcript has 5 exons. The record is from RefSeq and is a predicted model, not a curated record.